Molecule: messenger RNA, 1566 nt
Organism: Amorphotheca resinae ATCC 22711
Lineage: Eukaryota; Fungi; Ascomycota; Leotiomycetes; Helotiales; Amorphothecaceae
Exons: 2
Coding region: 1-1566 (521 amino acids)
Molecular function (GO): heme binding; monooxygenase activity; oxidoreductase activity, acting on paired donors, with incorporation or reduction of molecular oxygen
Source: RefSeq, a predicted model, not a curated record
AUGGCUGUGAUUUGGCAAACAAAUACUGUCAGCGUCUUUGCGCUGGCAAAAGCCUACUUCGUCCCUAUCCUCCUUACUCUUUAUGUCCUGAGCAUCUUCUAUAAUCGAUUUCGACCAGGCGUCUCCAAGAUCCCAGGCCCACGUCUGGCAAAAUGGACCAAGUUAUGGCGGUUGCAUGAUGUCUAUAAGGGACAGGCGCACCAGACGGCGAUUAAGUUACAUAAAAAGUACGGUCCGCUCGUACGCAUCGCACCAAAUGUGGUCUCUGUCGGAGACCCAAAGGCCGUCAAGAUUAUCUAUGGAUUGACAGGAGGGUUCACCAAGUCUGCAUUCUACCCCCUUCAGAGCAUCUCAUGGCAGAAGAAGCCCCAGAUGAACCUGUUCUCCACACGUGAUCCCAUGUAUCACCGCGAGCAGAAGAAGAAGGUUGCGGGCGCAUUCAGCAUGACCAGUCUGCUCGAGUGCGAAGCCGCCGUAGACUCCUGCACCAAGCUCUUUCUCUCCCGCCUGGAUCAGUUGGCCAGCAGCGCCCCGCGGAAAUCCAUCGAUCUCGGCGCAUGGCUGCAGUAUUACGCCUUUGAUGUCGUCGGCGAGGUGACCUUUGCCCAGAAGCUCGGAUUCCUCGAAACCGGUGGCGAUGUUGACGACAUGAUGAAGACGAUUGAGGGCAUCUUAGCCUACGCUUCGCUCUGCGGCCAAGUACCUGAGAUGCACCCUCUCCUGCUUGGAAACCCUCUCUUCCCGAUCCUGUACCCGGCCAUGGAAUCGUGGAACGCGGUCUUGACAUUUACUCUCAAGGCGAUCAAUGCCCGGACAUCCAUCAAGCGAGACGGCGAGCUCGAACUCAACGACGGUGCUACAACGAAGGACAUGCUCUCGCGCUGGGCCGCAGUGAAGUCCAAGGAUCCCGAGAAGUUGACCACCCGAGAUAUCAUCGUCCACACCUCAACAAACGUCUUUGCCGGUUCAGAUACGACGGCGAUCGCGCUGCGGGCUUGCAUCUACUUCCUGAUAAAACACCCCGAGAAGAUGCAGAAGGUGAUGAACGAGAUCGACACCGCGGAUAAAGAAGGCAAGCUGAGCAACCCGAUCUCCUUCAAGGAGUCGACGACACACCUGCCAUACAUGGGCGCCGUGCUGAAAGAAGCCAUGCGUCUGCAUCCCUCUGUCGGUCUCCUCAUGGAGCGACACGUGCCCGCUGGCGGUGCUGAGAUCUGUGGCCAACUCAUUCCAGAGGGUACCAUCGUCGGUAUCAACCCAUGGGUCCUACAGCACGAUCCCUGCGUUUACCCCGAUCCAGAGUCAUUCAUCCCAGAGCGCUGGCUCGAGGCGUCACCUGACAAGCUGGCGGAGAUGGAAGCGAGCUUCAUAAGCUUUGGCGCGGGAAGCCGGACGUGUGUAGGCAAGAACAUCAGUCUGAUGGAGAUGCACAAGAUGGUGCCGCAAUUAUUAAGAGAAUAUACCAUAGAGUUGGCCGAGCCGAAGAAGGAGUGGACGACGAAGAACCAUUGGUUUGUGCAGCAAAACGGGCUGGAUUGUAUUUUGACCAAGCGGACCAAGGCGUAA